CUAGGCGGCGAAAGAGCGCAGCUUCGGGCGCGAGGCUGGAGACGCUCGACGGCUAGCCGCGGGCGCUCGGGACCCUGCUGAGAGCUCGAUCAAGCGGGAGGGGCGAGGGGUCCAGACGGGGAAGCGGGGCGCCCCGGACUUGGUCAGCCCCAGGUAGGGUGGCGGCCGACAGAGCGCCCAUCUGCCCGGGUCCUCCGGCGCAGGGGCGGUCCGGCCGCGGGCCCUGGGGUUUCCGAGAUCCGCGCAGCUUGGCCCGAGGGCGAAGGAGAGGGAGAGCGCUCGCUAACACCUCAGCCCUUCAGUCCCAGGUUCUUUCGCAACGGAAGCGGGCAGCCUUUUCCUUCAGCUCUCGGUUUCCCGGCGGCGGCCCGAGCCGUGCCCCAGGCAGGCGGCGCCUCGAGCGCCCCGGGAGAGACCUCGCCGACCCCUGCGCCUAAUACCUGCUGUGCGCCUUUGCAGCGAUUGUUUGCAGUGGGCAUGUUUCAGGUGGGCAGGGCCAGCAUCCCCAAACCUGCCGCCCACAGCCUGGAGGACCUGGACUCUGUGCAGCGAGUCCUCUUACACAGUGACCUUGAGCCUGAAUGGCUGGACAGUGUGCAGAAAAAUGGAGAGCUGUUUUAUUUGGAGUUGAGUGAGGAUGAGGAGGAAAGCCUCCUUCCUGAGACACCUACCGUGAACCAUGUCAGAUUUAGUGAAAAUGAGAUUAUUAUCGAAGAAGAUUACAGAGAAGGAAAAAAGUAUGAACCCAAACUCAAGCGGUUUACCAAGAUUUUAAAAAGUAAAAAACUUUUACCCAAGCGCUAUAAUAAAAAAAAUAGUAAUGCCAGCGGGCCAGUAUCCAUUCUAAAGCAUCAGUCCAAUCAGAAAACGGGAGUUGUUGUCCAGCAGUGGCACAAAGAUGUGAAUAUCUACAUAAACCCCAAAAAGCUAACCGUCACCAAAGCCAAAGAGCAGCUCAAGCUUCUGGAAGUACUUGUUGGGAUUAUCCAUCAGACCAAGUGGAGCUGGAGAAGAACUGGAAAACAGGGCGGUGGAGAGAGGCUUGUGGUCCAUGGCCUGCUGCCAGGAGGAUCUGCAAUGAAGAGUGGUCAGGUUUUAAUUGGUGAUGUCCUCGUUGCUGUGAACGACGUAGAGGUGACCUCUGAGAACAUAGAGAGAGUUCUGUCUUGCAUUCCUGGACCUAUGCAGGUGAAACUGACAUUCGAAAAUGCAUAUGCUAUGAAGAAGGAAAUAACUCAACCAAGACAGAAAAAGGCACAGUCAAACACAAGUGAUCUAGUCAAACUUCUGUGGGGAGAAGAGGUAGAAGAUAUCCAGCAGAAUAUUCUAAACACUCCUCACAUCGUUAUGUACCUCACGCUACAGCUUGACUCGGAAACAUCAAAGGAAGAGCAGGAAAUCCUUUAUCAUUAUCCAGUUUCUGAGGCAUCUCAGAAACUCCAGAGUGUGAGAGGGAUAUUUCUCACACUCUGUGACAUGUUGGAAAAUGUAACUGGGACACAAGUUACAAGCUCAUCCCUUCUUUUAAAUGGAAAACAAAUUCAUAUAGCUUAUUGGAAAGAAACUGACAAGCUGUUGUUAAUUGGCCUGCCUGCCGAGGAAGUACCUCUUCCUCAGCUAAGGAAUAUGAUAGAAGAUGUUACCCAAACCUUAAAAUUUAUGUAUGGUUCUUUAGACAGUGCCUUUUGCCAGGUUGAGAAUGUUCCUCGUUUGGAUCAUUUUUUCAGCUUGUUUUUUCAAAGAGCACUUCAGCCCACUAAACUACAUUCGAGUGCCAGUCCCAGCACACGGCAGUAUGAUGCUUCCAGUGCAGUACUCUUAGACAAUCUCCCUGGAGUUCGGUGGCUCACACUUCCCCAGGAAAUUAAGUUGGAAUUAGACACAGCAUUGAGUGACUUGGAGGCUGCAGACUUUGCAGAACUGUCUGAGGAUUACUAUGACAUGAGACGGCUAUAUACAAUUUUGGGGUCUUCUCUAUUUUACAAGGGGUAUCUGAUAUGCAGUCAUUUGCCUAAGGAUGAUCUUAUUGAUAUUGCUGUAUACUGUCGCCACUAUUGCCUGCUGCCUUUAGCAGCAAAACAGAGAAUUGGUCAGUUGGUAAUAUGGAGGGAAGUAUUUCCUCGACAUCACCUCCAGCCUCCUGCAGACUCAAACACUGAAGUCUUUCAGGAACCUGAAGGGAGAUAUUUUUUGCUAAUCGUUGGCUUGAGACAUUACAUGUUAUGUGUACUAUUAGAAGCUGGAGGCUGUGCAUCCAGAGCCAUUGGGAAUCCUGGACCAGAUUGUAUAUAUGUGGAUCAGGUCAAAACAACUCUUCACCAGCUGGAAGGGGUAGAUUCCCGCAUAAAUGAACGGCUAGCUUCUUCUCCAACCCCCUGCUUGUCUUGUGCUGACUGGUUCCUCACUGGGUCACAUGAAAAAUUAGAUAAUUUAACCACCUCACCUAUCCUCAGUAGGCUGCACGGUGCUUCCAGGGUCGCAACCUCUCCGACAUGCAGAAGAACUCUUUUCAGUGACUAUUCCUUAAAGACACGUAAGCCCAGUCCAUCCCGAAGUGGAGGGCCUGACAGUGGUCUUGAAGGUGAAGGUGUCGGCCUGAGCCCCCACACUACGGAAUCUCAGGGUUCUCAUGGUUCAGAAGAAACUGGGGCCUUGCUUAAGGUCACUAAAAAGAAGUCUGUUCUUCCCAAUCCAUUUCAUUUGGGGAACCUGAAAAAGGACCUUUCAGAAAAAGAACUGGAUAUAUAUAACACAGUAAAAUUGACAUCUGGUCCUGAGAACACACUUUUCCAUUAUGUUGCCUUAGAAACAGUGCAAGGGAUCUUCAUUACUCCUACCCAUGAAGAGGUGGCACAGCUGAGUGGCUCAAUCCACCCUCAACUGAUAAAGAAUUUCCAUCAGUGUUGUCUCUCCAUUCGUGCAGUUUUCCAGCAGACGUUGGCUAAAGAGAAAAAGAAAGCACUAAAUGGUAAAGAUCAUUCAGGUUCAACAAAUUCAGUGUCUUCUCUGAACCCUGUGAAAGAACAUGGUGUAUUGUUUGAAUGCUCACCUGAAAACUGGACUGAUCAGAGGAAAACACCACCAGUUAUGGCUUACUGGGUAGUAGGGAGACUCUUUCUUCAUCCCAAACUUCAAGAACUUUAUGUCUGUUUUCAUGACUCAGUUACAGAAAUUGCCAUUGAAAUGGCUUUUAAACUGUUCUUUGGAUUAACCUUGUAGCUAUAUUUUCUUGAUGCAUAGCAACACUGUGCACAGACCAUCAAGCAGGGUUAGAACUGCUGAAAUCUGUCCACAAAGAGAAAAGGUUUAACUUCUUUUCACUAAUCAAUAUUGAACAUAAGGCUGAUGAAGACUGAGAUGAUACGCUGCUGGAUUUGAUGCACUAAAUCUUAUUCUGAGACUUUUGAAGAAAAUACUUGAUCAAAAUAUGAAGAAGAGAUUGUUAACUUAUUUUCCAUUUUGGUAUAUAACAUUAAUUUAUUUACUGAUUUGAAAUAAUGUGAUGUAUUUUAUGUAAAAUUAAUAUAAGAAUGUUUAUCUUGGAAAAAUACCAAAUUUUUUGUGUAUUUUUCUCGACUAAUAUUGAUAUCUGGCAAAAUAAUCAUGAUAUUGGGAAGAGAUGACCAGGUUCUGUUACUAAUUAGUGUUGUGACCAUGAGCAAGUUUUUGUACCUCUCUGAGCUCAGAUUUUUCAUGUACAAAUGAAAUGAUUGCUUUGAGGUGUCUAAAGAUCCUCUUCAGUAAAAUGUGCAAUUUUUUCCCUCUAACCUAUUAUUUGGUACCUAAAUUUGUAAUGUUAAGUACUGAUUCCUUCUUAGAUCAGAUACUUUUCUUUUAGGUGUUUUAGUAGAUACCUCACUGUGGGGGAAGAGAAGAGGGAAAAUUAAACUGACUUUUUUAUUUACUUGAUUUUCUUUACUCAUUCAAGUCAGUUCUAUUUUGACUAGGAUAUAUAUUUUUAAACUAUUUGUUCAUAUACUUUCAUUGUUUUUCUCUUUUUUGAAAUAUAUUCAGGUAUACACACAUUUUAUACAAGUUCAUGAAUUUUAGGAAAGUUAUAUGUAGAUCUUUUUUAAAAAAUCCUAUCAUGUUGAAAACACUGAAAAAGUUAACUAAAGAAAUUCUAUGGCGACUUCCAAUCAAUACAAAGUUUUGCCUUACAAAUCUGGAUGUAUUGGGUUUCCCCAAAGGGGUACAAUGAACAAUAAUUUUUAAUUAUUUAGUGAACAAUAAUUUAUUUGACCAUGAAUAGAGAAAGAAAGUUACUAAGAUCAGAAUUUUCUUUAGCUGUCAGAAUUUGGCCAAUUGAAAGGAAGGAAGAAAAUGACAAUUCUUAAUUGACAUUUACCCAGUAGAUUCUCCUGAAUUCUCAGAUGCCCCCAUGACUUUAUAGCACUGGGUUCUCUCUUCUUCAGGAUUUACCUUUGGAAGGCAAAUUACACCAGCACAUCUAAAGCCAGUCUCUGCCUUUCCCUACCUCAAGCAUGAGACCUCCAGCUUAAUCAGAAUUAACUGAAAAACGUAGUGUAAAAUGGUGUGGAUGCACCAUUUUAAAUAUUUGGUCUUAGAAGAAACACUAUUAUCCCUCUGUCGGGAGUUUGAGAUUUCCCCCCAGGUGUUGAAGAUGCAAACUACUAUACCUGUCCUAUUAGUGACUUGUGGGCCUUAAUUUUGGCAUUCAAAACAGAGCAAGAAACUUGGUAGAAAAUGGCUUGCAAUAUCCUCCCCUUCAGAUUAUAAUUUUGGUCAAAUGAUAGACUCUUUACUACUGUCUUAGGACUGCUUGUGCACAUAUAUAAGUAUCAAAGUAUUGUUUAAGAGUAUUUAGUACAUGUCUUAAAUUUCUUGAUAAUGUUCCCUCAAACACCAUGAAGCUAUUUUUAAUAUGGAGAAUUAUUCAUAAAUGCAGCCAUUGAUCACCUCAGAUUUUCAAACAGACUGAACUUGGGACUUACCAUUAGGAACUUUUUGUUUCACUUAGUGAAAUUUUGAUCUGUUGAACUGUUUUCCUGGUCUCAAAGAAUCAGAAGACCACUAUUUAAUAACUGAAAUAAAAAGACAAACUACUGAUCUUACAUAAAGCCAAGUCAUGUGAAGUAUUGCAGGUGUGCUAUAUAAUAUGCAUGUUGCAGAGACAUUGUAUUUUUAAGAAAGAAAACCAAACAUUAUCUUGGCUCUUAUCUCUAAAUAGAUAGCAAAAUAAGUGUGGUAAGUACUGUAAACUUAGCUGCUCAUUUUUCCAUAUAUGUUCAGAUUCACACCUGAGAGUAGAUGCGACUCACUGGACAAUAAGUGCCUGUCUGCAACUUUAAAUAAAGAGGGACGUAGAAUGCUCUUGCAGGUAUAGAAACAUUCUUAGGUUGGAUUUUAUUAGCAUCCUGCAAACGUUCUUUUUCACCAAAGACUGUAAUGCAAAAGACUAUAUUUCCAGCAUUAAAAAAAAAAAAAAAGCAAGUGCUGUCUUACCACCAUCAUGUAUUUUUUAGUCCUGUCCCCCCACAAAAUUACAUUUCAGAUUUCAACCCCCAUUCUCCAUUUCUCUUUUUUGUCUCUUUGUUUGUUUUGUCAUGUUAGAAAAGGGAAUUUCUCUUUUUGUGCCAAGGGACCUCAAGGAUGAUGCAUACUGGCAAGUUAGUAAAUUGCAGUCCCUGCUUUUUUAUAUUUCUGAUACAAAUGGGAAGAGCUAUGAAACCAAUUUACUAGGUUUUUCCACUUUGAACAUUCUUGAAAAUAACAUUGUGAAUAAUUAUUGUUGUCUGUGUGAUUUCCCUCUAAAUAGUGCCUGGCACACAUUAUGUGCUAUGAAAGUGUCAGCAGCUGCUACCACCACCACCACUACUUAUUAUUAAAUAUCCAUUGGUUGAAAACAAUGGAGUCAUCUAAAUCAUACCCUCUACUGUACAAAAUGUUGGAAAGCUAAGAAAAAUUAUUCAAUGGCUUCCCUGGUGGCUCAGAGGUUAAAGAAAAAUUAUUCAGCACUAAACACUUUUAAAAUGAGGAUUUAUACUUUGAAUAUUUUAAAAUACUUUAAUAAAUAUUACUAAAACUUUA
This is a messenger RNA of Bubalus bubalis (water buffalo), 6051 nucleotides long. RefSeq names its product inturned planar cell polarity protein (gene INTU). The record is from RefSeq and is a predicted model, not a curated record. Lineage: Eukaryota; Metazoa; Chordata; Mammalia; Artiodactyla; Bovidae. Bases 478 to 3219 code for a protein of 913 amino acids. Gene Ontology annotation, cellular component: cilium; cytoplasm. The transcript is spliced from 16 exons. Gene Ontology annotation, biological process: cilium assembly; nervous system development; vesicle-mediated transport. Gene Ontology annotation, molecular function: protein binding.